AUGUGGAAAUUAUACACGAUAUUAUUUGUAGUAACUGUGUUUGCCGUGGGUUUAGUGUGCCAGUAUAUCUACACUGUACAGACAGUACCGAUAACAACAAUCACAAAAGUUAGUAACCACUCCAAUGUCAGUGCGAACUUCUCUUCUGAAGAAUCGCAUAACACCAGUUCUCAGCACAACGUUCGGUAUCCAGUCAGAACAUGCAAGACAGCUUGGACUUACAUAGACUUCAGUGGUGCCUUAACAACCAAAGAGUCGGCACGUGUAAAAACAUGCAUUGCGAAUAAAGAUCAGGAACUUUUGGAGUCAAGAAAAAAAGCAAAAUCCCAGACGUCUAUCAGAUGGUCAACCCAUUCGUACCUAAACCGCAGCAGCUUUUUGAUAGAGGCAGGGGGACACAGAGGACUUGAUGCGGAGCAAUUCAACUCGCGGUACCAUCCUGGUACUUACGUUGUCCUAGAACCAGUAUUAAACUUCUAUAAGGUGUUGAAGAACAAGUUUCGAGACUCUCCUAACAUGGUAAUUUACAACUAUGGAAUUGACACGGUCGAUGGUAAGUUUUACGUCAACGAAGCUAAAAACGACGGUUCCUCUAUAUUUCUACAACAUCAAAACAAAACCAAGAAUGGAAAGGCAAUAAAGAUUAUGAACGUCAGGAGUUUUUUUGAGAAAUUCUCGGUGCGAAGUCGUGACGUGGACUUAAUCACUCUAAACUGUGAGGGAUGUGAGUUCGCAGUUCUCGACCUUCUUCUCUCUACAGACUACAUACGUCACUUCCGGAAUAUCCAGUUCCAACCUCAUAUGUUACCGAGCAUAUGUUAUCCCGUCAAAAGAUACUGUUGGUAUCAGGAACUUCUGCAAAAAACUCAUAAUAUAACGUUCCAGUUCUUUUUUUUAUGGGAAAGUUGGAGCCGAAUGUAG
Messenger RNA from Ylistrum balloti, 921 nucleotides. RefSeq lists its product as uncharacterized. The record is from RefSeq and is a predicted model, not a curated record. Lineage: Eukaryota; Metazoa; Mollusca; Bivalvia; Pectinida; Pectinidae. Bases 1 to 921 code for a protein of 306 amino acids. The transcript has a single exon.